Molecule: messenger RNA, 2790 nt
Organism: Diutina rugosa
Lineage: Eukaryota; Fungi; Ascomycota; Pichiomycetes; Serinales; Debaryomycetaceae
Exons: 1
Coding region: 1-2790 (929 amino acids)
Biological process (GO): macroautophagy
Cellular component (GO): fungal-type vacuole membrane
Source: RefSeq, a predicted model, not a curated record
AUGGUGGCAGCGGCGGCAACCAAGACCAGCUCCCGGCAGCCGGCGCCGUCGCCGUCGUCCAUUAUCGAUAUCCUCUCGUCCCAGCCACAGUACUCCAAGUUUCUACGACUUAUCCAGAGGAAAGGGUUGGUCCCCGAAAUCAACUUGAUGGAGAACAUCACGUUGUUUGCUCCCGUUAACGCUGCGUUUGUCGAUGAAGGCGAAGUUGAAGAGCUUUACAAGUACAUUCUCUACCAGCGGAUGCGAGUCGGGUGGAUGCCAAAGGAACCGGUGAUUUUUGAAACCGCAUACCAAAACCCUGACGGGUCAAAUUAUACCAUCGAGAUCGUGCCUGACUUUGAGCUGAUGGAGUAUGUGGUGGACUAUGUGGCCCCCAUUGUGGAAGAGGACAUUUACGCUAAACACCAGAAACUGUUUAUCCAAGGAAUUAUGAGAUUACUCCCAGAGAAACCAACGGCGUGUCGGGUGCUUUUAAAUGAUGCCUCUGAUAGCAUCAAUGGUUCAGCGGUUAGCUUUAUUAAGCAGCUAUUCCAGUCCAUGGAACAACGCGAACCUAAUUAUUGUGCCAAGUUUUUCAAGCACCGUCGGACAGUGUUCUUACCGUCAGAUACUGCCAUCUAUGGUGGCCUCUCCCAAACAGAACGGAUAUACUAUACCGGGCUUUACCGAGCUCAGCAAGUUAAGGAGAUUGAAUUGACUGAAGAUGCUCAGGCCACCAUGGCUAAAGAUAUUGCCAAAUUUUUGGAUAGCAUUAGUCUGCUGCGAUACAUCAUUGGUCCCAAUGGUACCGACUCCAAAUUUAACGGCCACAAAGUUAAGCAUAAUGCCACACACGUCGAAAUCAAUGGUGCGGCCCUGGUGGUCAGUGUCGUUCUCGCGGAUGCGGCGGUGCACGUUUUUGAUACCCCUACUUCCAUUAAAGCACUCGAUGUCAAUGUGGCAUCGAUGACGCUUGAAAAGGUGCUCUUUUCGCUUCACUACUCGAAAUUCGUGGAAGAGCUCAAAUUCCGCAAACUUGGACACUUGCUCAAAGAAAAGAAGUCAAAUUAUCGAUUAUUUGUUGAUGUCACUGAUCGUGACGACUUUGGCGACGAUGAAAUGAUGAUUCGCAAGUUCAGCUCUAAGCAACAACUUCUUUAUCAGUUUAGUGAAAAGAAAGCCAAUCAUGGGCUUGUGGAUUCGCUCAUGUGCUCUAAUAAGCGAGUCAGUGGUUGCUUUAAGCAUAAGUUGACAACUGAUGAAGAUGGCGAUAUCAUCACGCUUAACGAUGCGAUCAACGUCAUUGAAGGACCUUUUGAUGCUGGCAAAUCAGAGAUAUACGUGGUUGAUAGCGAAGUGGUACUUCCAUCAUCGCUUAAACGAGUGAUGGGAGAAAUCAUGAGUGCCGGGCGUACUCGUGAUAUCAUCCUUGAUAAGAAAAACUGUUUGAAGACGUUGGAGUUGCUUCUAGCGCAUAAACUAUUUGACUUUGAUGACGAUGGCGGCUAUUCUGCGUUCCUUCCCUGUGCCCAAGUCGAUGCCUCGAUCUCAGCUCAAUGCAAGCCCCACACCAAUUGGAAUACUAUGGGUCUUGUGUAUGAUUUUCUUGAAGAUCACCCUCACUGGAUGAAUAGUGUGCUUCAGGGUCUCUUUGUGAAAUCGCCAAUUUACUCCGACUUCUCACCGAAAUCACCCACUAAAUUCAAGCUUUUGAAUGGCGAGCACGUGUUCGUUGAUCGUCCUCUUCAGCUGACAUCAUAUCUUACCAUUAAUGAGACCAGUGUUUUUGUACCUCCAGACUCCGAUGUAUUGUUCAACCAAGGUGUGAUCCACUUGGUGCCUGACGUCAUCCUUCCUGACCACUUGAAUAUUCCGUUGAAGCAGUUGAUCAAUACCACCAUCACCGAUGCUCAUGCUCCCAACGUCUUGGAAUUAAUCAAGUUAGUGCCCGGUCUAGAGAAGGCACUUGGUCUUCGAGGAGAGAAACCCAAGUUCUCGCUCCUUGUGCCAUCGCAAGAAAGUUUAAAAGAUUUCAACAUCACCUCCAGCUUUGAUAAGCUUACCAAUCUUUUCAACUUCCACUUGGUCCCCGAAAAUGAACUUGCCAAUCUCCUUGAUUGUGUCAGUGGCUGUCCUUAUAAUUCAUCGAAAGUGAUUGCUACUAAUCUCACUGAUGAAAAGGCUGGAUUGAUCUGUCGUCACCAGGGAUCCAAGACAUAUUUGCAAUACGUCAACACCGACAAAAUCGAAGCUGCUGGCUAUAAUAAGGACCAUCAAGUGGAAGUGGUGCUGUACGGAUGUGAACACCCUAAUCUGCCCUAUCUGGGUCCCUGCGUGUUUGUGUUGGACAAGCCGCUUAACCUCAAAUGGAUCAAUCCCGAUCUGCCGUUCCUUCAUAUCCAUUUAGGGUGGGUGCUGGUUGGUAUCGGGAUCAUUUGUGGAUUAUUGCUUGUGGCAUUAUUGGCAUUAUUGGUGACGAUAUUCGGCAUGUGCUCCAAGAAGAAGGGCGAGCGUCUGCCGCUUUUGGGUGAUGUUGAGGACCCAUUUGCUGACCGACGUCCCAGUUUCAUUAAGAUCUUACUGGAUAACGCCGACGAUCUCACGGGACUCCACGAGAGAGGCUACGAAACCGAUAUUGACAUUUUCCGCGAGGAAGAACAAAACCCACGGCGGUGGGCGUCCGCUCGUCGCAAGUACGGUGCCAUCGGGUCCAUUGAACGGCUGCCUACCGAUACCGCUGCCCGCACGGCUCCUCGACAGAUCAAGGGUCGCGACAUCACCAAGAACUGGCACACGUAUACUGGUGAAUGA